CGAGCUCAGCGUUCAGACAAAGCGCUUCCGGCGACGACUUCAUGUAAUUCUUCACUGACAGGGUGAGAAACCCAGACUUUCAGCUGAGGGUAGCCCCCUUGGAACCGAAUGAAGAAACAAAUCUUACUACAUUUCACAUACCGAGGACUAGUAAGAAAAGGGAAAAAGAGUAAAAGAAGAAAAUGGACAAGUUUAUAUUACGGAAAGCCGAGCCCAAGGACGUAUCGGACAUACUGCGACUCAUAAAGGAACUUGCGAAAUUUGAGGAAAUGGAGGAACAGGUCGUCCUGACCGAGAAAGAGUUGCUCGAGGACGGUUUCGGAGAUCAUCCGUUUUAUCACUGCGUCGUCGCUGAAGUACCGAAAGAUAAACAGUCUCUCGAAGGUUAUACAGUGGUUGGCUUUGCCAUGUACUACUUCACUUAUGACCCCUGGAUUGGGAAGCUGCUUUAUCUGGAAGACUUCUAUGUGAUGAAGGAAUUCAGAGGUAUGAAUAAUAGAUGCUUAAACUGCUGUAAACAAAGAAUUGCUUUGAAUUGGUCAUAUAAUGUAUCUUUCUGCUAUUCAGGUUAUGGGAUGGGCUCUGAAAUCCUGAAGAUGCUGAGUGAGACGGCAGUGAAGACUCGAUGCAGCGGCAUGCACUUCAUCGUGGCCGAGUGGAACACGUCCUCCAUCGAGUUCUACAAGCGGCGCGGAGCUUCAGAUCUCUCCCACGAGGAGGGAUGGCGUCUGUACGAGAUUGACAAGUGCAACCUACUCAAGAUGUCAUCCAAGUAGACGCCAGUGCAGGAGGGAAAAGUUAAAGGAGCAUUUCGACAGCAAUAGAGUAGAUCAGUGUUUCCCAACCCUGGAGGCACACCAGCAUGACACAUGCUCCUAAUCAAACGCACCUGAUUCAACUUGUCAGCUUGUUUGUAGAGACGCCUAGACCAGAAGUAGAAAUGUGUGCUGUUGGUGUGCCUCCAGGAACGGAGUUGGGGAAAACCAUAGUUGAUACACCUGCAAUGUAUCGUUUUAAAAUAAAGCUUAUACUUUAAGAAUGA
Megalobrama amblycephala (Wuchang bream) is the source of this 1042-nucleotide messenger RNA. It is a transcript of the gene sat1a.2, whose product is annotated as spermidine/spermine N1-acetyltransferase 1a, duplicate 2. The transcript has 5 exons. Bases 183 to 776 code for a protein of 197 amino acids. Lineage: Eukaryota; Metazoa; Chordata; Actinopteri; Cypriniformes; Xenocyprididae. The record is from RefSeq and is a predicted model, not a curated record. Gene Ontology annotation, molecular function: N-acetyltransferase activity.